Messenger RNA from Gossypium arboreum, 2568 nucleotides. Its product is annotated as U-box domain-containing protein 4-like. The record is from RefSeq and is a predicted model, not a curated record. Gene Ontology annotation, molecular function: protein binding. The coding region runs from base 247 to 1629 and encodes 460 amino acids. Lineage: Eukaryota; Viridiplantae; Streptophyta; Magnoliopsida; Malvales; Malvaceae. Gene Ontology annotation, cellular component: cytoplasm; nucleus. The transcript has 2 exons.
GACCGUUUUACUUUAUUUAACUUUUACACAAACCAAGCGGGAGCAGAUAGAUAGGCAAAGAAACCAAAUCCACAGCAGUUCCUUUCACUCUCUGCCCAAUAAAUACAUAGAUCGACCCCCCAGGCUCCAACCCUCUUAGCUAACUGUGAAAUGAAUUUCUCUUAACCAACAAACCACUGUUCGAAUUUGUAUUAACUCUUGCUGUUGUUUCUUCUACUCUCAUUUUAUUGUCUCUGAAAAAGAGAAAUGGUUUCUGUUGGAGAUUCCAGUUCAAGCAGGUCUCCGUUAGGUCGAAACAUUUGCACUCAAGGUUCGGCUUCGACGGCUAAAAACGACCGACACACAACUGGUCGUUCCAUGCGUACGAUACGCUCCAAUUUCUACCAAAACGACGACAGCAGCUGCUCCUUUACUAGCUCCGUCCCCCAAAGGUCCGGAUGUAUCUCCGAAAACCUCACCGAAUCCGCCAUCGACAUGCGUCUCGGCCAACUGGCUUCCAAGAGCAACGCCAAAUCUGUUAAGUCCGACUCAGAAACCGAGGGCUUUUUAGACAUUUCUCAAGCCUUCAGCGAUUUCUCGGCUUGUAGCAGCGACAUCUCCGGUGAGUUGCAGCGGUUGGCUACCUUGCCCUCGCCCGAAAACGCCUUGGUAAAUGAGAGCGGCAAUGGAGCUAUGUGUGAACUGGAGCCGUGCCAAGGCUUUCUGCAGAGAGAGAACUUCUCGACGGAAAUUAUCGAGAGUAUUUCACCGGAGGAUCUUCAACCGACGGUCAAGAUCUGCAUCGAUGGCCUCCAAUCACCGUCCAUUGCCGUGAAGCGAUCGGCUGCGGCUAAGCUCAGACUGCUAGCGAAGAACCGCGUGGAUAACCGUGAGUUAAUCGGAGAAUCCGGUGCGAUCCCUGCUCUCACUUCGCUCCUUCGGAACACCGAUCCAUGGACUCAAGAGCACGCAGUGACCGCGUUGCUAAAUUUGUCUCUUUUCGAAGCGAACAAAGACCGAAUUAUAAAUGCUGGAGCUAUAAAAUCAUUAGUGUAUGUUCUCAAGACGGGAACCGAAACCUCCAAGCAAAACGCGGCCUGUGCACUUCUGAGCUUAGCUUUGAUCGAAGAAAACAAGGCUUCAAUUGGAGCAUGCGGGGCGAUACCACCUCUGGUAUCCCUUCUUAUUAACGGAUCCAACAGAGGCAAGAAAGAUGCACUAACAACCCUUUAUAAGCUGUGUUCGGCCAGGCAGAACAAAGAAAGGGCGGUUAGUGCGGGUGCAGUUAGGCCUUUGGUGGGGAUGGUAGGCGAGCAAGGGACCGGAAUGGAAGAGAAGGCGAUGGUUGUCCUCAGUAGCUUGGCAGGAAUUGAGGAAGGAAGGGAAGCUAUCGUUGAGGAAGGUGGGAUUGCGGCACUGGUGGAGGCGAUUGAGGAUGGGUCUACCAAGGGGAAGGAGUUCGCGGUGUUGACACUGUUGCAGUUGUGUGCUGAUAGCAUUAGGAAUCGAGGGUUGCUUGUUAGGGAAGGUGGGAUCCCUCCUCUUGUGGCUCUUUCUCAGACUGGGAGUGCUAAGGCUAAACAUAAGGCUGAAACUCUUCUUAGGUAUCUAAGAGAAUCCAGACAAGAGCCUUUGUGUUCCAGUCCUUAGAGAAGAGAAGAGAAGAGAAGUUUAUUAGUAAUUGAGGUAAUUAGACCAGAUUAUUGAGUUUUUUUUAUUUGUAUAGGGAGUGUUCUGAUGGUUUGUACAGUGUGGUUGAGUUGUACAAGUACAAAAGACAAUUUAAAGGAGGCUAGUCUGCAAGAGACUGACUUUGAGCUUACUUGUAUUGAUUAGGUUUUGGGUUUUUUUUUUUUUUUUGCCUUUUAUUAUUGACUUGUGUUCUCAGGGUUUGACUUGUGGAUUUUGGGUUAUUUUCCUUAUGUUUUGUCUGAGUGACCCAAAAUUCUAUUGCAUAGAUCUACUGGGUAUUGAUUGUCUUUCUGCAUAGUGAAUGUGGACUAUGGAGAAUAUGUUAAUGUGAUGUGAUCUACAUCCAAGCAUUUUUUUUUUUUUUGAUCAUCUCAGCUUGUAGCUCAAGCCUUCUGUAAUGGAGACGAUUGUAUUAGGUUUUGCAUAAAGUUGCCUAAGGAUGGCAUACGAUAAACUUUCUGUUCUUGUACUUGUUGAUCAUCUCUAGCACCUUGUGUGGUUAAUAAACAUUUCUCCUCAAGUUCUCGGUUGUCAAAUAGAGAUGUACAUAGCAUGUUAUACAUGGCAUCAACAUUCGAGACCUGCAGAAUGAAGGAAGAAUGUAUAGCAUAUGGUUUUCAUUUCCAAGCUGCCAAGGGGAUUGAUGCAGUAUUGACGAGGGACUGUAUUUUGCAUUAGGUGGAUGCAUAUUGCGGCAUCUUAGGACUCUUGAUCUUCUCCAAUUUGGUGUAAAGUCGUUUCAACUAUAUGGGAGAUUCACUUUCUUUUUGGUUCUUUUGUGUUGUUAUCAUGUAUUAGCUGGCAGGAGCAAGUGUGUUUUGUCCUACUGUACAAAGGAUAGUGAACUUGUAAUUGAUGGUCUAAUCUAUGCAUUCAAGUAAAUGAUUAAUCAAGAAA